Molecule: messenger RNA, 951 nt
Organism: Penicillium angulare
Lineage: Eukaryota; Fungi; Ascomycota; Eurotiomycetes; Eurotiales; Aspergillaceae
Product: D-hexose-6-phosphate mutarotase
Exons: 3
Coding region: 1-951 (316 amino acids)
Biological process (GO): carbohydrate metabolic process
Molecular function (GO): isomerase activity; carbohydrate binding
Source: RefSeq, a predicted model, not a curated record
AUGGAUCGCUCUAACAAACCAUCUGCCAUCGGGCUGGGUGCGUCUAUCCCCCAGCCCACUGUCUCCAUCAAGGACAGCACUGUUGAAGCUAGUUUGCCCUCCGGUGAAUCCGCUACGAUCCACCUGUACGGCGCCACAGUCACCUCUUGGAAGGCCCACGGCCAGGAACAGCUGUUCCUUAGCGAAAAUGCUAUCCUUGAUGGAUCUAAGCCUAUUCGUGGAGGAAUCCCAUUGGUAUUCCCGGUCUUCGGCCCUCCUCCUAAAGACCACGCCACCUCUACUCUUCCUCAGCAUGGCUUCGCCCGAAACUCGAAAUGGGAAUACCUGGGCAAGUCAUCUGCCGAGUCUGCUGAUAGCCAGAGUGAUCAGGCUGUGAAGCUGGACUUCGGCCUGUCGCAUACCAUGUUGAGCGAGGAGUUCCGUAAAGCUUGGCCUUAUGAAUUUGGACUUGUCUACAGUGUCACCUUAACUAAGAACUCUUUGCAAACUCAGUUGCAGGUGCGCAAUGAAGGUACUCAGAACUUUGAGUUCCAGGUCCUCAUGCAUACUUACCUUAGCGUUGCCGAUAUCUCCACGAUUCGUGUCAAGAACCUCGAGUCCAAGACCUAUAUCGACAAGACUCGCAAUGCAAGCUCUCACACCGAAGCCUCCCCGGCUCUGGCUAUCACCGAGGAAACCGAUCGUGUCUACCAAAGCCUUGACCCCUCUGUCCCAAUUGUCGUUUCCUCGGCUGCAGACGACCAGCCUCUGUUUUCAAUCACCCGCGAUGCCCUGACGGACGUUGUUGUGUGGAACCCAUGGAUCGAGAAGGCCAAGGGUAUGGCGGACUUUGGUCCUGAUGAGGCAUACAAAAACAUGAUCUGUGUUGAGGCUGGCUCUGUCUCUGGCUGGCAGACUCUCGAGGCUGGUGAUUCUUGGGAAGGUGGUCAGAGCAUCAAGUCGCGGUUGUGA